AUGGCGUGCUCACGUGACCACACAAGCAACCAAAUCCGAUGCGCUUAUCUUCAGCCCACCAUGGAUGAAUUGGAAAGUGAUUUGAACGUCAAGCUUGUAAACCAAGAUGAACUUGAGUCGUCUAUAACGGAAAAGGCAAAUAAGGCGCUCAUUUCGAAAGAGCAAGAGCUCGACGAAAAACGUCUUCGCAAAACCACAGCCGAACUUCGGAAGACCACAUCCAAGAUCCAAGCUUUGAGGCGGCGGCUUGAAAAUCCAAGAACAAAGCUUUCGCAGCGGCGUCAGCUCGAAGACGAAAUAUCAUGGUUCGAGGAAAAUGAACUCCAACAGCUCCAGCAGGACAUGGCCGAUAUUCAGGCCCGACUUCGAGGAAACAGAGAGGAGUUGGCCAAAACGGCGGAGAAAUCGGCUGGAGGAGGACGUAUGGCCGGCGAAUCUGAGCGAGACUUUUUGAUUCGGACGGGCAAAAUCACUGCGUUCGGCAACACAAGCGGAUUCAAAACGGAAACGGGACAGUCGCAUGUCUUUCUCAGAGCGCCGGGAUUCGGAACAGAAAGAGAGAAUCGGCAAGAGGCUCUGGUGGAGAAGAAAGCAAAGACAGAAGAUCGAAGUCCCGAGACUCUACAAGACCCGAGUGAUCAAAAUGAUCAACAGAUACAACCGAAACUAGAAAGUCUGGAGACACAAAAGACUACUGAAGAUCUGGAGACACAAAAGAGUCCUGAAGAAUUGGAGACUCACGACAUUCCCGAGACGACAGAGGCUCAGCUAAAUCCAGAAAGUCUAGAAUCGUAUACCGAAGACAUAGAAGAUCACCUGAAUGAUCUGGAAGACAAGGCUCAAGACAGCGAUGGAGAUUACAAAGCCAAUAUUGAAGCUAUCGAUGUGGAUAGCGAGAGCGAAAACGAGAUUCCACAAAAGCGGCGCCGGGCCAUUUCCGAAUUGGAGUCCGAGCCCGAAUCGGAAGCCAAAUCGGACUCGGAAGUCGAAGCCCAAACGGUCGAAGCUAAUAUCGACGACGGAAACGAAGACUAUUACCAAAAAAGGCUCCAGGAAUGGGUUUCCCGGCGGUCUGCGCUCCGUAACGAAAACGGAAAAGAGGAACACAACGAUAAGCCAGAGUGGUUCUUGCCGCAUCCGUCAGUUGCCGAUGCUGUGCUUGACUCGAGAUUCCGGCUUCCAGGAGACAUCCACCCUGCUCUUUUCGAGUACCAAAAAACAUGUGUUCAGUGGCUCUGGGAGCUCUACUGCCAGAAAACUGGUGGCAUUCUCGGUGACGAAAUGGGCUUGGGCAAAACUAUCCAGGUGAUUGCGUUUUUGGCUGGGCUACAUUACCUGGGACUACUCGACAAGCCGGUUCUACUAGUUGUACCUGCAACAGUCAUGAACCAAUGGGUCAAUGAGUUCCAUCGAUGGUGGCCACCGCUCCGAUGUGUGAUUUUGCACAGUAUUGGAUCGGGAAUGAAGAACAUGGCUAGGAUGGAGGAGGAGUUGGAGGAGCACUUGGAUGAGGAAGGCGAAGGCGAGCUUUCGGUGCGUGCUGCAAAUGCACAAGCAAAUGCAAGCGAAAUGGUGCAGCGGGUGUUACAGCACGGACACGUGCUCGUAACCACAUACGUUGGUCUCCGCGUCUACGCCAAGCACAUUUUGCCGCACGAAUGGGGGUAUGCCGUGUUGGACGAAGGCCAUAAGAUCCGAAAUCCAAACCUGGCCAUAUCUCUCGCUUGCAAGCGCAUCAAAACGCAUAACCGGGUGAUUUUAUCCGGCACUCCAAUCCAAAACAACUUGAUUGAGCUCUGGUCGCUUUUCGAUUUUGUAUUCCCAGGCCGUUUGGGCACGCUUCCUGUUUUCGAACAGCAGUUUGCCAUCCCAAUCAAUAUGGGCGGGUAUGCAAAUGCAUCGAAUCUUCAGGUGCAGACGGGCUACAAAUGCGCUGUGGUGCUCCGCGACUUAAUCUCGCCGUACUUAUUGCGGCGGCUAAAAGCCGAUGUCGCGCAGGACUUGCCCAAGAAAAGCGAAAUGGUUUUGUUUGUCAAACUUACCCAGUACCAGCACGACAUGUACGAGAAGUUUUUGGGCAGCGAAGAUGCUGCUGCGAUAAUGAAGGGCCGCCGACGUGUUCUCAUGGGUGUGGAUAUUUUGCGCAAGAUCUGCAACCACCCCGAUUUGGUGGACCGCACCGCAUUGCUUCACAAAAAGGGCUACAACUACGGCAGCCCGGCGCGCAGCGGGAAAAUGCAGGUGGCCCGCCAGUUGCUUCAAUUGUGGCAAGCGCAGGGCCACCGCACAUUGCUCUUUUGCCAGACGCGGCAGAUGCUUGACAUUUUAGAGCGCUUCGUUGCGCGCAUGCUGUGCAUUGACGCACAGGGUGCAGAAACGUCCAACCCUAUGCGCUACCUUCGCAUGGACGGUUCGACGCCCAUCGGCAAACGCCAGCAGUUGGUGGAUACUUUCAAUGCCAACGAAUACUACCAUGUAUUUUUGCUCACAACGAAAGUUGGUGGGCUCGGCGUCAAUUUGACCGGCGCCGAUCGCGUCAUCAUAUUCGAUCCAGAUUGGAAUCCGUCGACCGACAUUCAGGCAAGAGAAAGGGCAUGGCGUUUGGGCCAGAAGAGAGACAUCACCAUCUACCGGUUGAUGACGGCAGGCACCAUUGAAGAGAAAAUUUACCACCGGCAGAUUUUCAAAACGUUUCUCACCAACAAAAUCUUGAAGGACCCGAAACAGCGGCGCUUUUUCAAGCUGGCAGACUUGCAUGAUCUUUUCACCUUGGGCGAUCCGGACGAAAAGGGCACAGAGACAGCCGAGAUGUUCAACGGGUCUGAAAAAACCUUUUCCGGCACCAAAGACCGGCAGCUGCGGCGCCUUGAAGGCGGGCCGAAAAACGACGACGAUUUGUAUCGUGUGGCCACUCUUAUGGGUGUGUCCAAGCUCGACAAGUUUGCAGGCGACGACGACGAGAAGAACGGCGCAAAAGAAGACGACAGACUCAUGGAAGGGCUUUUUUCCGGCGUGCAUUCGGCACUUCAGCACGACGAGAUCGUGGGCCAGACGCAUCUGGAAGAAUCUCUCGCAGAAAAGGAAGCGAACCGUGUGGCCAAGGAAGCCGCUGCUGCAUUGCGGAAGUCUCGCCUUGCUGCCCGGAAAACGGCCAUAGGUACGCCCACAUGGACGGGAAAGUUUGGCGUUGCAGGCCGGUUUGGGCCAAAGAAAAAGGCCAACGGUCCACUCAAGGUUCCGUCGAGUACAAAUGAGAAUUCCUUGUCGUCGACGGCCAUUUUGGGCGAGUUGCGCCAGCGACGGAGCGUUCCAGAAAGAGAACCUUCCAAUUCAAGGCAGGAUCUUCUUGAGCGGAUAGUUGGCGUUUUAAUGAAGGAGCCAGGUGGAUUUGCGAAGUCAGGCAAGAUUUUGGGGGCGCUUUCCAAGUUGGUGGAUCUCAAACAGGAGAAGGAGUUGGUGAUGGUGCGGUCCUUGCUUCGUGAAGUGGCGGAUUGGCAGAAAGACGAGAAGGGAUGGAAACUCAAGCUGGAAUUGAAGGAUGAGGGAGCAGGCGAAGAAUGA
This is a messenger RNA of Clavispora lusitaniae ATCC 42720, 3561 nucleotides long. RefSeq names its product DNA-dependent ATPase. Gene Ontology annotation, molecular function: ATP-dependent chromatin remodeler activity; ATP binding. The record is from RefSeq and is a predicted model, not a curated record. Gene Ontology annotation, biological process: transcription-coupled nucleotide-excision repair. Lineage: Eukaryota; Fungi; Ascomycota; Pichiomycetes; Serinales; Metschnikowiaceae. Gene Ontology annotation, cellular component: nucleus.